AUGGAUAAGUGGAAACCAAUACCAAAGUCAUUUCCGGAUCAACGACCGGGCCAUGGAGCAGCCGACCUCAACGGGUACUUCGAUACCCGAGACACUGAGGUAACCUCCAGUGAUAGACCUCUACAACGUGAAGAGUCAUUUGCUGAAUCGACACAUUCUGACUCUGAGCCGCAGUACAAGUUCAGCAAACUCAGAAAAGCUCGAGAUUCAAUAUUCGUCGCUCGCGCUCACAUCGGCAAUGACAGUGAUGAAGAGGACGAAGAAACAACGACAGAACGACACCCUCAAGUACUGAUAGAAGAGGAUAUUGUCGUACGCCGACCAACAUCUAAUUUGAGCAAUAAGACGAGCGAGAACGCCCGAAAAAGUCGGGCUUCUGUGCGCUUUUCCGACUUACCUGAGGAAGGAGCGGGCGGUGUUGCUGGUAGAGGCGGAGGAGAUAAACCUCAAACACAGGUUAAAAGAACAGAGGGGUUUUCAAACCCAAGUUUUGUUGAUGACCACGGAAACGAGUCGGAAGAUUACAGUGAAAUGCUUCAAAAUAACGGCACAGCAGAAUGGCAAUCAAACCUUGAAACAAAUGAAUUUUGGGCCCGUGACAGUUCAAGCGACGAUGAUGAUGAGAGCGCCCUCGACUACAGCAAGCCCGCCUGGGAUUCAUUCGAGUCAAUACCAACUGAAGACGCAGACGAGACGCUCAGUUCUGAGUGGUCCAAGUUUUUUCUAAAGCUCUUUAAGCUGAUCUCCUAUGGCAUUACCUUUGCGCUUGUCCUUGGCUCUGGAGUGGUGGCCAAGCUGUCCCUGUCACUGAUUGCCAGCAUGACUCGGGUCAAUAAAACAGUAGUCAACUGCAACCCCAAUUUGCCCGACAUUUUAGAUCACGACAAGCACUACCACAGCUUACUAGGCCUUAAUUCACCCGAACGCUUUGCCUGGCUUUGGGUGCUUUUUGCGGUGCUCAUCACGCCUGAUGUGUUCACUUUUCUUCGAAGUCUCAAGAGUUGCCUCUUUAAGCAGUACAACGUUGAUCCACAACACGGCGUAGUCGUCAACAGAGACGUCGUCGACUGGUUGUGGAUCAUUCCGCUAUCUGGUGCGCUCAUCUCGCUUGGAUUUUGGGAGAACUUUACAACUGAAAAUAGCAAUGUCAAGUUUUUGCGAAGGCUUGGCAAAAUCAAAUCACUUUCAGUGGUAAACAAGAAUGCCGUCUACCUGUAUGUGUCCAUUUGGAAAUGCAUUCUCUACUUUGCAAUGUUGCUUCUCAUUCAAGCCUUUGCUGCACUAUAUCAUGAGAAAAACAUCAAAUCUUCUUGGAAAACGAUAGAACUUUUGUUUACCAGCUUUACAAAAGCCUUUAAUUGGCACGAAAUUGAUCUAGAACGUGAAAACUCUUUAGUAAACAAAGUACUGCACACAACAGUCAAUGGCUGGCCCCCAGUAAUACUUGGUUUAAUUCAAAUUGGCUCUUCUUUUCUCUGCUACAACACUGUGCUCUGGGUGUGCAAAGUUUGCAUUCAACCAUUCAGCUUUGCAAUACCCAUCAACUUGAUACUACCCGUAUCGGUUUCGCUGAUGAACUUUUUUGUCAACCAGUAUUCAAAAGAUGUUUGCUUCUUUUCCAAUAUUUACAAUCCAUUUGAGUACAUCUUCUGGAACGCACACUACAACGUGUUUGACUUGACCAAGUUCUUUAACUGGGCCAUACUUUUUCUGUGGCUCAUCUCUUUCCUUUCACAAGUGAUUAUAAACAACCACGUUUGGAUUUCCUCCAAAGAACGACUGGCAGCAAUUGACAAACUCUUCAUUUUGCCCUUUUUUAGUUCAGCCGUUCUUGAACAGUCAAUCAUGAUGAACCGUCGAAUAGAUGAGGAGCUAUUUGAGCGUAAUUUUAACAAUGAAACGCAUUCAGACCCAAGUGAAAUUGAUGAAAAUAACAACAGUUUACACUCAAUUACAUCGGGAAUUGGAAUGGGAAACACUGGUGAAAAAAUUAGAAUUUACGCCUGCGCGACUGUUUGGCACGAAACUGCCGACGAACUAGUGCAAAUGCUUAAGUCAAUCAUGAGAGUGGAUGAAGACCAAGCAUCUCGACGCUUAGCAGUAAAGUGGCUCAAAGUGCAAGAGCAUCAAGUGGACUACUAUGAAUUUGAAACACAUCUUUUUGUUGACGACGCAUUUGUUUUUGGCAAAACACUCACUGAAAACGAUCGACACAUUAACGAGUAUGUGAAGAUUCUCAUUGACGUGCUGAACGAAGCGGCGGAGAAUGUUCACCAGAGGCCGGUUCGAAUUAGACCCCCGAGAAUUUACGUGACGCCCUACGGUGGCCGCGUUGAGUGGCGUUUACCUGGAGGCACCAAACUAAUUGCUCAUCUUAAGGACAAACUCAAGAUUCGACAUCGAAAACGGUGGUCGCAGGUGAUGUACAUGUACUACCUGCUGGGUUUCAAAAUCUACGAAAAAGAACAUGACGAACAAAAACGACAAAAGAUGACUGACAAAACAUUUAUUCUUGCUCUCGAUGGCGAUAUCAAUUUUCGCCCCGAAGCAGUUUUGCUUUUAGUUGAUCUAAUGAAAAAGAACAAAACUUUAGGGGCUGCUUGUGGAAGAGUGCAUCCUGUGGGCACAGGUCCCAUGGCUUGGUAUCAAGUUUUUGAGUACGCCAUUUCCCAUUGGCUGCAAAAGGCAACUGAACACGUGUUUGGUUGCGUCCUAUGCAGUCCCGGUUGUUUUUCACUGUUUCGAGCUUCGGCUCUCGUUGACAUCAACGUGAUGCAAAAGUACACAACUAAACCAACAGAAGCACUGCAUUACGUUCAGUAUGAUCAGGGUGAAGAUCGAUGGCUCUGUACUUUGAUGCUCCAGCAAGGGUGGAGAGUGGAAUACUCUGCUGCUUCCGAUUCGUACACGCACUGCCCUGAAGGUUUUGGUGAAUUCUACAUUCAACGACGUCGUUGGGCGCCCUCAACUAUGGCGAACAUUAUUGACUUGUUGAGAAGCUACAAACAAACUGUGAAGAAGAAUGAUAACAUAAGCUCUCUGUACAUGCUCUACCAGGCGAGCAUCAUGCUUGGAACCAUUCUCAGUCCUGGAACCAUUUUUCUAAUGCUUGUCGGUUCAGUCACCACUGCUUUUGGCCUGGCAACACAGCACAGCUUUUAUUUAAAUUUCUGCCCGGUAUUAGGUUUUGUGUUGGUUUGCUUCUUCUGCAAGACGGAUAUGCAAAUUCUAGUAGCGCAAAUACUUUCAGUCUUUUACGCAAUGCUGAUGCUUGCAGUUCUAACUAGCACAGCUAUUGAAAUUAAGAAAGAAACUAUUUUUUCGCCUUCAGUGGUCUUUUUUGUGGGAAUGAUUUUUGUUUUCGUUGUUGCAGCAUUUAUUCACCCAACAGAGUUCUUUUGCCUGUUUCCAGCUCCAGUAUACCUGCUGACCAUCCCUAGCAUGUACCUUUUGCUAACGAUUUACUCGAUGAUCAAUUUAAACAUCGUGACAUGGGGUACUCGAGAGACAGCGCCAAGUCAGCAACCAACCCAGCCACAGGCACCGGCAGCGCAAACACAAAAGAAAGACUCUAAUCUUUUUGACGAAAUCGGCAACUACUUUAACGGAAAAAACAAAUGGGAUUUCAGAUGCAUGUGCUGCACUUCGACUAAAAAUGAAGAGGAACUGUAUUACCUUCGGGACAUUAGGGAGUCAAUUGGCAAAGUGAAUACUGAAAUAGGCAGCAUCAAGAAUAAUGUCACCGCUCAGACAAAACUAGCCAAAGCUGAUCUUAAUUUAAAGAGGAGAAGUUCAAUGAUGUUUGCUUCUAGGAAGGUUACAUUUGACGACAAUGCAGAAUCAAGACCUCUGAUGGAUUUUAUUGUCGAUGACGAAGAGAUUGACGAGGCACUGAAUGUUUUGGACAGUUCACUGGAAGAAGUUAACCACAAAGAAGAUGAGCAGCCACCAGUGGCUCAGUUUUCUGCUCAAAACCCGCCUUGGAUUAGAGAUGAGGGCUUGGAAAAUGCAAAAGUUGUUUCAAUUAAAAAAAAUGAACGUGAUUUUUGGACUGCAUUUGUGGCAAAAUACCUGGCGCCUUUAAUUGAAGACAAACAUCAUCAAGACAAAGUGGCGGCUGAUUUAAUUGAUUUACGAAACAAAGCUGUUUUUGGGUUUGGUAUCAUUAACAUCAUUUUUGUGCUGUUUGUUUACCUACUUCAAAUGAACAAAGACAUUUUCAGCAUCACCUUUCACGUUAAUAGACACAUCAAUGGAACAUCAAUUGACCCAAACACUGGAGAAAGCAAUAUUGUGUACACUGACACUGCAAUCAAUAUGGAUCCAAUCAGUUUGAUUUUGAUUAUAUUUUUUGGGUCUAUUCUUUUCAUUCAAUUCAUUGGCAUGUUUAUGCAUCGUUUUGGUACCAUAACUCACUUGUUAGCUUUCACCGACAUUAGUUUUUUUGAAGUACGUGAAGAAGACAUUCUUGAUGACAAAAUUGUGGACCAAAAUUCAGUGCCUAUUGUCAAAUAUAUCAUGAAAAAGUACGACAAAGACUUGGAUGACGAUCCUAACUUCAGCAUGGAAAAGCACUUUCAAAAGUAUUACCUGGGAAUGAGGCCGCAGCACUUGGCUAAAGAAAUGCGACUACCGCGACGCAAAUCAAUUGCUCAUGAACUUGCAAAUCGCCAGAAAACUGCUCGACGCAUGUCAUUGUCAGCUGACAUGCAUGCCCGCCAUCUGCGUAACUUUCAGCAACAUCAACGGCAAAGCUUCCACAAUGGCUCAGAAACUGAAUCUGAGCCAGAAAUAAUGACACAGUUUGAACUCAAUUCUGAUGUCGUCGAUGGAAACAAUUCUAGUUUAAAACUGCGUCAAGUGUCGACGAAUUUUGCAGAAAACGUAAUUCAAGAUGCUCUAGAGUCAUUCAAUCAUUUCAGCCCAAAUCAGUUAGCGAAUCAAAAUGUAAAUAAUCAAAAUGACCAACCGGCAACCCUAACCCCGAGCUCACAA
Rhagoletis zephyria (snowberry fruit fly) is the source of this 4995-nucleotide messenger RNA. NCBI's taxonomy places the organism in Eukaryota, Metazoa, Arthropoda, Insecta, Diptera, Tephritidae. The record is from RefSeq and is a predicted model, not a curated record.